Molecule: messenger RNA, 348 nt
Organism: Fomitiporia mediterranea MF3/22
Lineage: Eukaryota; Fungi; Basidiomycota; Agaricomycetes; Hymenochaetales; Hymenochaetaceae
Exons: 1
Source: RefSeq, a predicted model, not a curated record
AAGACAAAUAAUGAGCUGGAUGUCCUUGUGUACAAAGUCUUGCUUCAUCCAGACUUCAAGCUAUUAGACUUAGUAGACUAUAGAGCAAGGUGGGAGAAUUCAUACAUUGACAGUCUACACUAUAAUAAUGAUUCCCUCAAGUCUUCCUAUUCUAAUGACUGGUGUAAAGGAUUGGUUAAGAUCAAGCUACCUCCUGAAGACAACAAGAAGUGGCCUAAGGGUGAAGAAAGAGCUCCUGAAUUCAAAGUCAGGGGAAUACACUACCAGCCCUUACUAACAACAAUCUUUAAAGCCUUAGACAACCCUUAUUCUCCUCCUUUUCAUUAUAUGCCUUACAGGGAGCUUUAG